Molecule: messenger RNA, 2199 nt
Organism: Drosophila bipectinata
Lineage: Eukaryota; Metazoa; Arthropoda; Insecta; Diptera; Drosophilidae
Gene: Cpsf73
Product: cleavage and polyadenylation specificity factor 73
Biological process (GO): mRNA 3'-end processing by stem-loop binding and cleavage
Cellular component (GO): mRNA cleavage and polyadenylation specificity factor complex
Molecular function (GO): RNA endonuclease activity; 5'-3' RNA exonuclease activity; RNA binding
Source: RefSeq, a predicted model, not a curated record
UACUGAAGUCGCAUUGUUUUAUUGCCGGCGAUUUGUGAAUUUUGUGUUCUUGUUUAUUUUAAUCAAUUUGACAGAAUGACGCAGCCGACAAGCGACUCUCGGGUGCCAGAUGAAGAGAGUGAUCUUCUACAGAUCAAGCCCCUUGGCGCUGGCCAGGAAGUGGGUCGCUCCUGCAUCAUGUUGGAGUUCAAGGGGAAGAAGAUAAUGCUCGACUGUGGCAUUCAUCCGGGUCUGUCUGGCAUGGAUGCUCUGCCCUAUGUGGAUCUCAUUGAAGCAGACGAAAUCGAUCUGCUGUUUAUUUCGCACUUUCAUCUGGACCACUGUGGCGCAUUGCCCUGGUUCCUAAUGAAAACCAGCUUUAAGGGCCGCUGCUUUAUGACCCAUGCCACAAAAGCCAUUUACCGCUGGAUGCUGUCAGAUUACAUCAAGAUCAGCAAUAUAUCCACCGAACAGAUGCUGUAUACAGAUGCUGAUCUGGAGGCCUCCAUGGAGAAGAUCGAGACCAUCAACUUCCAUGAAGAACGGGACGUGAUGGGUGUUCGUUUCUGUGCAUACAAUGCCGGACAUGUUCUCGGAGCUGCUAUGUUUAUGAUUGAAAUUGCUGGUAUUAAGAUUCUGUACACUGGAGACUUCUCCCGUCAGGAGGAUCGGCAUUUGAUGGCAGCCGAAGUGCCGCCAAUGAAGCCCGAUGUUUUGAUUACAGAGUCAACCUAUGGCACCCACAUCCACGAGAAACGGGAGGAUCGUGAGAAUCGUUUUACAUCGCUGGUGCAGAAAACAGUACAACAAGGCGGAAGGUGUUUGAUACCAGUCUUCGCUUUGGGCCGAGCCCAGGAACUACUUCUUAUCCUCGACGAAUUUUGGUCCCAGAAUCCGGAUCUGCAUGAGAUUCCCAUCUACUAUGCUUCCUCGCUGGCCAAAAAGUGCAUGGCCGUGUAUCAGACGUACAUCAAUGCCAUGAACGAUCGGAUCCGACGUCAGAUUGCAGUGAACAAUCCCUUCGUCUUCCGGCACAUCUCGAAUCUAAAGGGCAUUGACCAUUUCGAAGACAUAGGACCUUGUGUUAUCAUGGCGUCGCCCGGUAUGAUGCAAUCCGGGUUGUCAAGGGAGCUCUUCGAAAGCUGGUGCACAGAUCCCAAGAACGGUGUGAUCAUUGCCGGUUACUGUGUGGAGGGGACGUUGGCCAAAACUAUACUAUCUGAACCGGAGGAGAUUACGACCCUAUCCGGGCAGAAGCUGCCCCUGAAUAUGUCCGUGGACUACAUAUCCUUUUCUGCACACACAGACUACCAGCAGACCAGUGAGUUCAUCCGCAUGCUUAAGCCUACUCACGUGGUGUUGGUUCACGGAGAACAGAAUGAGAUGUCCCGAUUGAAGUUGGCACUGCAGCGCGAAUACGAGGCCGACGCCAGUACGGAUAUCAAGUUCUACAACCCCCGAAAUACACAUGCCGUAGAUUUAUAUUUCCGCGGUGAGAAAACCGCCAAGGUGAUGGGAAACCUAGCUGCCAAGAACCCCGAGGUGGGCAGCAAGCUCUCAGGCGUACUGGUUAAGCGGGACUUUAAGUACCACCUGUUGGCCCCCUCCGAUCUGGGCAAAUACACUGACAUGAGCAUGUCGGUGGUUACCCAGCGACAGUCGAUUCCCUGGGCCAGCUCCCUGAGCACUCUGGAACUCCUGCUAGAUCGGAUUGGAACCGGGUGCGUUGAAGUUGUGGAGCCAGAACGAAAACUAAGAGUUUUCGGAUGCAUUGAGCUGACUGUGGAGCAGAAGAUCAUUGUCAUGGAAUGGCAGGCGACGCAUGUAAACGACGUCUAUGCGGAUGCAGUGCUUGCGUGCAUCAUGCAAUCGGAAUUGGGGGGCACCAACCUCAAAGGGGCCACCAAACAGACCAAGUCGGAGGACUCGAGAUUCAGGGAGUGCCUCAUCGAGACCUUACAGGACACCUUUGGUGACAGCUGUGUGCCCAAAAUGUUCAAGGGCGACCUUCUGCCAGUAGUGGUUAGCGGCAAGCGAGCGGAAAUCAACCUGGAGACACUGGCUGUUCACUGUGCAGAAGACGAUGUCCUGCGCCAGAUGCUCAACACAACGGUACAGAAGCUGCAUCAGACUCUAGUCUCCGCCCACUGAUCAGCUCGUCAUUCCAAAACAAAAUAAAUCUCCGAAAGUGAGAAUGUUCUUUUAUUGAUUGAUUCAAAA